CAGUGCUUCUCUGAAAUGUAACCUCACUUUUGAAGAACUUGACUCCUCUGCAGACCUCAUACAACAUACAAACAAAGAUGCUUGGAGCUUUGACUUCUCUUCUCGUCGGCUCUCUGCUGCAGGGUGUCCUGUGUGGAGAGUGGAGUUCCUUUAUGCCACAAUCUGUAGAAGUUGUGAAAGGAUCCUGUGUCACCAUCCCCUGCUCCUUUGACAUAGCGAAUGGCUUUGACACAAACCUAAACAAUGAAUGUGAAGCAAUAUGGAAGAAUACAGCAAAUGAUCCAAAGUUAACUACAACUAAAGCAAUGACAGGAGACUUAACAAAGAAAGACUGCACCUCAACCUUCGAUAAUAUUACUCCUGAUUACAGCGACCAGUAUUUCUUCAGACUGGAGUGUCCAAAUCCACUGAUAAUGAGUUUUACAGGAACUCGUGUGCGUAUAGUAGUUACAGAUGUUCCUCCCACACCGACCCUGACUCAGUCUCCUCUGGAGGUGAAGGAGGGAUCCUCAGUGAGUCUGACCUGCUCUGCUCCGGCUCCCUGUUGGACUCAUCCUCCAACUCUGACAUGGACCCCCAGUCUGGGUGACGCUCNCAGAGCCCCAAGACAAACAAAGAUGCUUGGAGCUUUGACUUCUCUUCUCGUCGGCUCUCUGCUGCAGGGUGUCCUGUGUGGACAGUGGAGUUCCUUUAUGCCACAAUCUGUAGAAGUUGUGAAAGGAUCCUGUGUGACCAUCCCCUGCUCCUUUGACAUAGAGAGUGAAUAUGACCCAUACCUAAUUAAUAAAUGUGAAGCAAAAUGGAGGAAGAAAGAUAGCGAAACCGAGAUCGCUGCUAAAUAUCAGAUGGAAGGAGACUUAACAAAGAAAGACUGCACCUCGACCUUCAAUAAUAUGAUUGUUAAUAACAGCAACCAGUAUAUCUUCAGAUUGGAGUGUCCAAAUUCACUGAAAUGGAAUUAUAAAGAAAGAUUUGUACAUAUGACAGUUAAAGGU
Molecule: messenger RNA, 995 nt
Organism: Stegastes partitus (bicolor damselfish)
Lineage: Eukaryota; Metazoa; Chordata; Actinopteri; Pomacentridae
Product: sialoadhesin-like
Exons: 6
Biological process (GO): cell adhesion
Cellular component (GO): plasma membrane
Molecular function (GO): sialic acid binding
Source: RefSeq, a predicted model, not a curated record